GUCACAUUUUCAAACUAGACAAGAAAGUUGGUUUGGCCAUCAAGAUGGCCUCUCAACCGAUAUUGAACAAUUCGGUUUUUCAGCUUACAAAUGUUCACGACAGAAUCUUGGAUGGAUUUGGAUGAAUAGAUUACUUACUUUUGAAUCUUACUGUGAAGGGACAAAAAAUUGGGAACACUUCUACGACAGUUAUUCUAGUGUUGGAUAUGUACCGAAAUUAGAAGCAAAAAUCUUGAAGUAUGUGUUUAAACUGGAAAAUUUUGAUAAUAAUACUUAUGUGCGAACGAGAAUCUCUUUAAACGAAUAUUUUGAAAAAAAAAUUAUGAUAAGCGAUAUACCUGGAGAUAUUGGUCAACUGAUGUUCACAGACACGACAGACGUCAUGUUUGAUUGCGGACAACAUUUAAAUGACUCAAAAUAUGUUUACGUUGGUCUCAUUAACACAACAGCAAACAAGUUAACGACAAUGAAUACGACGACAAUUAUGACUAGAUAUAGUGAAACGUAUGACGGUAGUAUAUUAUGUUGCCUAUUCUAUAAGAUAACUGGAGAUUCAAAUGAGAUGUCUAUAGAGAGAUUUAUAAGCAAUAAGACUUUGCUACGGUAUUAUGCAAAUGACAAAAUAGAAAACUGCCUUUUAAUCGUGAUAAUGAUAGCCACAGCUGCAACAUUGAUUUUUGUCGUAGUUGCUAUUAUUUUAAUAAGGAAACGAUGCUUGAAUAAUAAUAGUUUAUCAAGGAGGCCAAAGCUAGCGUUGCCAAAGAAAGAGCGGAAGAAUCCAUUUUAUUUAAAUUUGCUGUUCCGGAAAGAAUGUGAACAAGAAAUAAGGGCAGCAGAAAACCAGAAAGAGGAACUUCAUUACGAAGAAAUUUUGUAAUUCUUUAGAUAUCAGAUACUUACCUAU
Molecule: messenger RNA, 904 nt
Organism: Helicoverpa armigera (cotton bollworm)
Lineage: Eukaryota; Metazoa; Arthropoda; Insecta; Lepidoptera; Noctuidae
Exons: 7
Coding region: 122-877 (251 amino acids)
Source: RefSeq, a predicted model, not a curated record